GCAGACCGCACCCGUGAAGCGCUCGCGUGACGAGGCCAGCAAGCUGCUGGGCGAGAAGAUGCUGCAGGUAGAUGGAGCUUGAACCUCCACCUGCAGUAGAAUAAAUUGCUAACCAAAGCUUGAACUGCAGGGCUGGACGAUGCUGGGUGCCAGUUGCCCGGUCGAGGACUGCUACACGCCGCUGAUGCGCAACAAGAACGGCAAGAUGUUCUGUGUGCGUUGUGACCAGUACGUGGUUACGGAGGAAGAGGCCAAGAAGCAGGCGGAGCAGGAGGCCGAAGAGAUGGCUGCAGCUGCCGCUGCAGAGGAGGCGGAGGCUGAGGCUCGCUACGAGGAAGAGCGCAGACGCCGUAUUGAGCAGCAGUUCCGCUUGGAAGAGCAAGCCAAGCAGGCGCGAGAGAUGCAGGAACUUGAGCAGGCAAAGGCACAGCGAGCCACGAUGGCACAAGCUCCUGUACCGAAGCGCAAGAUCGACAAUGCGGCGAGCCUUAACGGCGCCGAAAGUGACGCUGAAAUCAAUGCCAUCCGCCGCCAGACUCUCGCUGCGCUCUAUCAGAAAAUGGAGGCUCUUACCGAUUCGCUGUCACCGAACGACCACAGCGAACGGCUCAUCUCGGUCGCCAAAGCUGUUAAGGAGAUUGCCGAAGCCGCUCAACUUCUGAAGUAGUCGCAUUCGUCG
This is a messenger RNA of Phytophthora sojae, 679 nucleotides long. RefSeq lists its product as hypothetical. The record is from RefSeq and is a predicted model, not a curated record. The coding region runs from base 140 to 667 and encodes 175 amino acids. Lineage: Eukaryota; Oomycota; Peronosporomycetes; Peronosporales; Peronosporaceae. The transcript has 4 exons.